AUGUGCAACAAGAACAUCUUCAAAACCAAGAAAUUAGAAUUGGACCUUGUAUUCCUGAAUCAUUGCAAAUUGUACAACAUCAUUCCCAAUUUCCUCAGAUUCAAAUUGUACGAUAAGUCAUUCCUCUUAACCAACACCUACAAAUCUUGGCUCCUCAUAAUGCUUGAGCGUGAAAUCAAAAGACAAAGCAGAAAACUCACUAAACUCAAGGUCACUACAAAUAACCUUGUUCUUGAUUUGAAAUCAAAAGACAGUGUGUUUGAUUUCAAAUGCCUCUCUGCACUGAUUAACCAUAAUGUUGACAGAAGAUUGUCUUCUGUGAAAGAAAUCCACCACAGGAAGCUAAGAAACUUGGGUAUUGACCUUAGAAAUAUGGUUGAUAUCAACAAAGUUAUCUUUAAUUUCUCUGACCGAACUCUAUCUGUUGAUGAAAAGAAUGCCUUAUCUCUAGGUUUAGAUUUUGGUCUACGACCCCGCAAAUUAAGUUAUUUCAAAUUUUUUACCCAUUUCGAAAGAAUUUGCCAUAUGCUUAAACAUUGUAAUAUCUACAAAGACACUUUCAAUGCAGUGUUCAACAAAAUCUCUGCUCUUGCUAAUAAUAUGUAUGUACAGCAUUGCAGAGAAUCAAUGUAUAGCCCAGACCACACAGAACAAUAUGCUAAUGUUCUUCAAAAUUUAAAAGACGAUGAUAGCAUUGUGAUAACAAGACCAGACAAAGGAAAAGGCAUAGUAAUCCUUAACAAGACUGAUUACUGUAACAAAAUAUCUAACAUUCUUGCAGACUCGUCAAAAUUCAAACUCCUAAAUGUUGACUUAAGCAGCCAUCUCCUCAAACUUGAAGAUAAAUUAAACAGACUCUUACGACCUAUUAAAGAAACCAUUAAUGAAGCCACAUAUAAUUCCAUUCUCGCUUCUGGCUCUCGUCCUGGUUGUUUAUAUGGACUCCCUAAAGUUCAUAAGACUGGUACACCUCUGAGGCCUAUUGUUUCAUCAAUCAACACUUUUAAUUAUAACCUUGCUAAAUUCCUAGUUAAAAUCAUAGAACCCCUUACCACUAAUGAGUACACCACACUGCCAACACCUUGGAAUUUGUAA
Molecule: messenger RNA, 1095 nt
Organism: Penaeus vannamei (Pacific white shrimp)
Lineage: Eukaryota; Metazoa; Arthropoda; Malacostraca; Decapoda; Penaeidae
Source: RefSeq, a predicted model, not a curated record